Triplophysa rosa is the source of this 1366-nucleotide messenger RNA. RefSeq names its product TSR3 ribosome maturation factor (gene tsr3). The record is from RefSeq and is a predicted model, not a curated record. The coding region runs from base 329 to 1180 and encodes 283 amino acids. The transcript has 6 exons. Gene Ontology annotation, molecular function: rRNA small subunit aminocarboxypropyltransferase activity. Gene Ontology annotation, biological process: maturation of SSU-rRNA. Lineage: Eukaryota; Metazoa; Chordata; Actinopteri; Cypriniformes; Nemacheilidae.
UAAAAGUAACUGUUAUAGUAAUAAAAUCGAUCAUUACACUAUUACAUUAUUAUGUAUUUAUAUAAAAGAUGUAAUUUUUGUGUUUAUUCGUCGUCAGCCAUGUUUCAUCACGUCACUGUAUUUUGGAUUCACAGCGUGCACUACAGAAUCUACCUUGCAUUUGAUCUUAAAAGCCCAUAAACCUUGGACAUUUUGCCGUGAUCCGUGAAGUAAACAACACGUCGUUAUGUGGUGGAAUAGGUUUUAAUGCAGGUCGUUCGUUGAAAGCACAUACAUACAGGUGUCCAGUUAGUUCUUUCCAAGGGAGAGAAUAGGUUGAAUUUCAAACAUGGGGAGGAAAAAACAAGGUAAAAGUGAGCGACCGGUUCACAAAGGCAAAGACACGCGACACCGGAUGAAGGGGAAAUCUUUAGAAACGUUUACAGAGGAGAUGCACGAUGUUCUGCGAGCCAGUGAGGAUGCAGAAUCAGAAGCUGUAGGAAGUGUGAAGUUGCCCUGUCCAUUAGCUAUGUGGGACCUGGGUCACUGUGACCCUAAACGCUGUACAGGGCGGAAGCUGGUCAGGAAGGGUUUAGUGCGCUGUCUACGACUCAACCAGAGAUUCAGUGGCCUAAUACUGAGCCCUAUGGGCACCAAAUACGUGACACCUGCAGACAGGGAGAUUGUGGCUCAGGGUGGACUAGCCGUCAUUGACUGUUCCUGGGCACGACUUGAAGACACACCCUUCAGCAAAAUGAUUGGCUCGCAUCCAAGGCUUUUACCUUUCUUGGUCGCAGCAAAUCCUGUCAACUAUGGCAAACCCUGCAAGCUGUCCUGUGUGGAGGCAUAUGCUGCAACAUUCUGCAUUGUGGGAUUUCGUGACCUUGCUGUGCUUCUGCUGAGGAAGUUUAAGUGGGGUUUGGGAUUUUUGGAGUUAAAUAAGACUCUUCUGGAACGUUAUGCUUCCAGCCAAUCAGAAGAGGAGCUGCUGGCUGUGGAGAAAGAGUUUCUCAGCUUCACCCCACAGGAAGAGGAUAUCGAUCCUUUUGAUGUGGACUCGGGCAGAGACUUUGUUAACCCCAACAGACCAGUGCAGACUGAGGAUGAUGACAGUGAAGAGACAUCAGAGGAAGAUGAUGAUGACGAGCAGGAUGACCAGAAGAGCCAAGAGGCAGAUGAUAAUGAUGAUAAAAGUGAUUAGGAGUCUUGAAUUUAUAAUAUUACAAUGAAUGAUUCAAGAAAGUGUGAUUAGUAAUCUGAUUCACGCUGACACUGACCUCCGGCUGACAAAGACAAACUUCUGUUUUAUGAUUUUUUAUGAUGUUUGCAUACUUAUAAAGAUGGAAGAUAUAUGGAACCAGUAAGUAAAAGCAAUAGGAAUCUGAGA